Messenger RNA from Quercus robur (English oak), 423 nucleotides. RefSeq lists its product as uncharacterized. The transcript has a single exon. The record is from RefSeq and is a predicted model, not a curated record. The coding region runs from base 1 to 423 and encodes 140 amino acids. Lineage: Eukaryota; Viridiplantae; Streptophyta; Magnoliopsida; Fagales; Fagaceae. Gene Ontology annotation, molecular function: RNA-DNA hybrid ribonuclease activity; nucleic acid binding.
AUGGGAGCUGUUGGUUUGGGGGUGGUUAUUCGUGACUCUAAGGGUAUUGUGAUUGGUGCUUUGGCAGAGCAAAUUCCUCUCCCUAACUCCGUAGCCAUUGUUGAAGCUUUAGCUUGUAGAAGAGCGGUCUUGUUUGCUAAGGAGAUGAGUAUUUUUGAAGCUACUUUUGAGGGAGAUGCUGAGAUAGUAACAAAUGCUCUUAAGGAUGAAGGUUCAAACCAUCCUAAGUUUGGUCAUGUCAUUAAUGAUUCUCUUGUCUUAGCUAGUGAUUUUUGUUUUUGUAGUUUUUCUCAUGUAAAACGAUUUGGCAAUUCAAUUGCCCAUUUUCUUGCUAGAAAAUCUAAGUUUGGUAAUGAGCUACAGGUUUGGAUUGAAUCCAUUCUUGAUAAUACAGCUCCCCUUGUAUCUUGUGACUCUUUGUAG